UGGAAGGGCAGCAGGCGGGGGGUUAUAAGCCCUGUCCACAGCAGAGGCCGACUUCACUGCCAACAUGAAGGUCCUGCUGUUUUUCGGACUGGUGGCUGCUGCCCUGGCUGAUGUCACGCGUUUUGAUGGAGAAAAAGUCCUCCGCCUGAAGCCUGUCCUCGCUGAACAUGUGACCCUCAUCAGGGAUCUGGCUGAGAGCAUCGAAGUGGACUUCUGGAGCCCUGACAGCCCUGAGCUGGUGACGAUCGACAUCGAUGUGGACAUUCGGGUGCCCGCCAGAUACCUCUCCAUCGUGUACACCACCUUGGGUCAGAGCAGCAUGGCGCAUGAGAUUCUCAUUGAGGACGUCCAGGUUGCCAUCAAUCGCCAGGCUGACAACGGGAUCAGUCCUAAAGAACUGCACAGCUACACCAAAUACAACACUUGGGAUACUGUCCUGUCCUGGAUCAACUCCAUCGCCUCUUCCAACCCUAGCCUGGUCAGCAAGCAGGUGAUUGGAAACACAUUUGAGGGACGCCCCAUGACUCUCCUCAAGCUUGGUAAAUCCUCCGGCACUACCAAGCCUUCCAUCUUUUUGGACUGCGGCAUCCACGCCAGAGAGUGGAUCUCUCCUGCUUUCUGCCAGUGGUUUGUGAAGGAGGCUUUGGAAACCUAUGGCAGUGACUCUCAAAUGACCAGCCUUCUUGACCAGAUGGACGUCUACGUCCUGCCCGUCUUCAACAUCGAUGGCUACGAAUACUCACACACGACCAACAGAAUGUGGAGAAAGACCCGCUCCAAGUUAUCUGGAAGCAGCUGCCUGGGCACCGAUCCCAACAGGAACUUUGAUGCCGGCUGGUGUACCGUCGGAGCCUCCAGCAACCCCUGCAGCGAAACCUUCUGUGGCUCCACCCCCGAGUCUGAGAUUGAGGUCAAGAAUGUGGCUGAUUUCAUCCGCAAGAACAAGUCCUCCAUCAAAGCCUACCUCACCAUCCAUUCCUACUCCCAGCUCCUGCUCUUCCCCUAUUCCUACUCCUACAAUCUGGCUGCCGACCACAGUGAGCUGAUGAGCGUUGCUCAGGGAGCCUCUGCUGCUCUGACUAGUCUGUAUGGCACCCGCUAUACCAGUGGACCUGGUGCUUCAACUAUCUACCUUGCUGCGGGAGGCUCUGAUGACUGGGCCUAUGACCUGGGGGUGAAAUAUUCCUAUACCUUUGAGUUGCGUGACACUGGUUAUCACGGCUUCCUGCUGCCAGAGUCUCAGAUCAAGCCCACAUGCGAGGAGACCAUGCUGGCCGUCAAGUACAUUGCUGCCCAUGUGCAGAAGAACCUCUAUUAAAAAGCGUAGCAGCCAGGACCCCUGCCAACGCACUGCCUCUGCCCCAGCCCCUAGCCCCUCCAACCUCUCAGCCAUCUCAUGCCCGUAUCUAUGGAUACGGACACCACCCGCCAUGUUUCCUCACUGUGCUUGACAGAGUGUCACGAUGCAAGUGCAAACAAUAAAAUCAAUGAUCCAUCCCCA
This is a messenger RNA of Oryzias latipes (Japanese medaka), 1501 nucleotides long. It is a transcript of the gene cpb1, whose product is annotated as carboxypeptidase B1 (tissue). Lineage: Eukaryota; Metazoa; Chordata; Actinopteri; Beloniformes; Adrianichthyidae. Gene Ontology annotation, biological process: proteolysis. The record is from RefSeq and is a predicted model, not a curated record. Gene Ontology annotation, molecular function: zinc ion binding; metallocarboxypeptidase activity.